Molecule: messenger RNA, 706 nt
Organism: Cokeromyces recurvatus
Lineage: Eukaryota; Fungi; Mucoromycota; Mucoromycetes; Mucorales; Mucoraceae
Product: peptidase M76
Exons: 5
Coding region: 31-561 (176 amino acids)
Biological process (GO): mitochondrial protein processing; mitochondrial proton-transporting ATP synthase complex assembly
Cellular component (GO): extrinsic component of mitochondrial inner membrane
Molecular function (GO): metalloendopeptidase activity
Source: RefSeq, a predicted model, not a curated record
UUUUGUUUAUAACAGAAAUAUAAAAUUUAUAUGAGGUUGUAUGUACCUCCACCUUUACCGCCUUAUUCUGAACAAAAAUGUACACUUGAACUUGAUCAUAUACUAAAAACAUCAACUAAAGUGGCAGUCUUGUUAAACGCAAUUCAGACAUUAAGCAAGAAUGCUUUAAGUAGAGGAAUUACUUGUAGACCUUGUAUUGGUACAACUCAAGAGUCUAAAAUGGGAUACUACGAUGGUACAUACAAAAGAGUUGUGAUUUGUUGUGAUCAUAUUAGAACCCGAGAAGAGCUUGAAGAUACUUUAGUUCAUGAAUUGAUCCAUGCUUUUGAUUCAGUACGAAAAGGCAAUUUCAAAAGCGUCUGUCAUUUAAUAGCUUGUGGUGAAGUCAGAGCAAGUGCGUUAGGACAAUGUGCUAAUAUUAAAUCAGAAAAGAAGAGAAAGGAAUGUAUUUGGAAAGAUGCAGUUAAUUCAACUAAACUUCAUUGUGGUUCAGAAAGAGCAGAAAAGACAGUAAAAGAAGUAUUUUAUAAUUGUACUCGUGAUGAAACUCCAUUUAAAUAAGCCCUAAAAGAGGUUUUGAUUUGAUCUUCUGGCCUGGAUGAUAUACACUAUAUUUAGAAAUAAAAUGUACCUUGACUAGAAACAUUAUUAAAUAAAUAAACAAAGAAGAGUAAUAAAAACCCUCUCCCCUUCUUAUUAAAUUGUA